Suncus etruscus (white-toothed pygmy shrew) is the source of this 760-nucleotide messenger RNA. It is a transcript of the gene PPP1R27, whose product is annotated as protein phosphatase 1 regulatory subunit 27. The coding region runs from base 239 to 703 and encodes 154 amino acids. Gene Ontology annotation, molecular function: phosphatase binding. The transcript is spliced from 3 exons. The record is from RefSeq and is a predicted model, not a curated record. NCBI's taxonomy places the organism in Eukaryota, Metazoa, Chordata, Mammalia, Eulipotyphla, Soricidae.
UAAGGGCCUGUCCUUGGAUCUCCGCUGCCCUUUGGGGUGCCUUCCAGCCCUACCUGUGGGGCCAGGCCGGGGCGGAGGUGAGAGGCCUCUGGCAGGAGCCCAGGGACAGGCAGGCUGAAAGCCGAGCCGCUCACCUGAUCCAGGGGCCCCAGGCCCCACUCCGCACAUGAGCUAGAGCAGCAGCAGCUGCAGCAGCGCGCGGCCCUUCCCAGAGGGUCUCCGGCUGCCGGGUGCCACCAUGCCCAGCCGGGUCGUGCGUUACACCCGCUACAGCCCCCAGCAGCGCCGACGUCGGCUGUUGGCCAGCCGCACUGUCCGCUUCUGCAACGACGUCCUCUUCCUCGACCACAUCCGCCAGGGGGACCUGGAGCAGGUGGGGCGCUUCGUCCGGGCACGGAAGGUGGCUCUGGACACCAUCUACCCCUCAGGCCUGGCCGCCCUGCACCUGGCGGUGCUCUCGGGACGCCUGGAGUGCGUGAAACUGCUGGUCAAGCUCGGGGCCGACAUCCAUCAGCCGGACGCCGCGGGCAGCACGGCCCUGCACACGGCUUGCAGCAGCGGUUCGGAGGACAUAGCCCGGUACCUCAUCUCCCUGGGGGCCGACAGAGAAGCCGCCAACAACGCUGGCCACCGGCCCUCGGACCUCAUUGACCCUGACUGCUCGGAGCUGGUACAGCUACUCGAAGGCACCAGGGUGGACUGAACCCGCGUUCCCGGGGGCCCAGCCCCUGCCCUGCCCCUGCCCCUUCCCCGGCCGGGC